UCAACUUGUACCUUGGUCGCCAUUUUGUGCAGGAGAUGAUGGAACCCCAGAGUUCCGCCGACUCUAUGGUUUUCUCCCCCGCAUUUCAGGGAUCGACCAAUCGUAGCCCAUCACUCGACGGGAAACUCCGCCUUUUACCCGCAUGGAGGCGGGAAUUGCCACGAAGCUCCUGUGGAGAGAGAGGAAGGAGCUGCGGAAAGCCAACUGAAAAGAUGCAGGCCAGCAGGUCCCUACUCAUGUCUCCGGCCGUGGUCCGCUGUUGUACCAGGGGCCUAUUCAGGCCUGCGUCUGCCUCCUUUCUGAGUAGGCCAGAGGAGUUACCUAAGCAGCCCCCCUACAGCAGCUCCCCACUGCAGGUCGCCAGGCGGGAGUUCCAGACCAGUGUUGUGGCUCGGGACAUUGACACGGCAGCCAAGUUCAUUGGCGCUGGGGCUGCCACGGUUGGUGUGGCUGGCUCAGGGGCCGGCAUUGGCACAGUGUUUGGCAGCUUGAUCAUUGGCUAUGCCAGGAACCCGUCUCUCAAGCAGCAGCUCUUCUCCUAUGCCAUUCUGGGCUUUGCGCUGUCCGAGGCCAUGGGGCUCUUCUGUUUGAUGGUCGCCUUCCUCAUCCUGUUCGCCAUGUGAGGCUCCGUCCUGGCUGCUUGGGCCCCAUGCCAUUCCUGGUGCUGGAGUGCUGAGCUGCACCAUUAAAUGACAUUUCUCUAAA
Ochotona curzoniae (black-lipped pika) is the source of this 705-nucleotide messenger RNA. It is a transcript of the gene ATP5MC1, whose product is annotated as ATP synthase membrane subunit c locus 1. NCBI's taxonomy places the organism in Eukaryota, Metazoa, Chordata, Mammalia, Lagomorpha, Ochotonidae. Gene Ontology annotation, biological process: proton motive force-driven ATP synthesis; proton transmembrane transport. The transcript is spliced from 5 exons. Bases 36 to 623 code for a protein of 195 amino acids. Gene Ontology annotation, molecular function: proton transmembrane transporter activity. The record is from RefSeq and is a predicted model, not a curated record.